ACUUGGAGAAAGACGCAGUACUACACGGUACCUCACUCAGUACAGGAUCAGUCCUGAGCAGAAUUACUUCACUAUGAACAAAUAACUCCAGACUAUUUUUUUGGAGCACAAAACCUGAGUCAGCUCCUUUUGCCCUUCAACCAAUUAACAAGUGAAUCAUUAAUGGCUGGAAGUCUGACAUUCUCUGGUGAGGAAGAGGAUAUGUACCUGGAUCUGGCUUGGAACCAUCUAUCUGAGGGAGUGAAUCCAUCAGCUUUUGGAGGAAGAAUGGCAAAGGAACUGAUUUUGAGUCACAAUAACAUCACAACCCUCAGCAGCGAGACAUUUUCACCUCUACUUGAUCACAUGUUUUCUGAUUAUGGUUUGGAGGCUUACAUACUUUUAGAUGGUAAUGCACUGGGAUGUGAGUGUGACAUGUCAUGGGUAGUGUCACAUAAGGCUCAUGAUAUCUUGAAGCUAGCGGAAUGUUCUGAUGGACGUCUCGUAUCUGGACUUACAGAGGCGGACUUUGCCAAUUGUUAACAGCAUUGAAGCAUAGUUUAGGACCCUGUUAACUUGUUAUUUACAUCCUAAGACCAACUUACUUCAAGUUGUUACAGCUUAUUUGAAAUUUUUUUAAAGCACAUGUACCUUUGGUUUGCAUAUCUUAUCAUUUAAGUUUUCUGUACUUUACUAAAGUUUUCAAAGGUCAUAUUGCAAUUUUCAUAAAUUAUCAGGAUUCUCAUAAAUUAUCAUCAUACGUAUUUAGAAAAGGCUUUCUGCUGAUAGUGUAAUUACAGAUUCAACCUUCAUGCUAAUAAAGUACAAUUAAUUCUAACUCUUCACAAUUUUACUAUGUUUACAAGUUCAUAUUAAGGCCCUCAGGGAAAUUCAUUUUUCCUUUAAUAACCAUGUCAACAAAGAUUGUUAAAACAUGCAAUUCUCAACAUUUCCUUCAAGAAAUGGUGGUAAGGCUCUCAAGAAAUACUGUACAAAAAUUUUUUAUGAAACGGCAAGAGUUUUUCAUUCAUAAUCUCAAGACGUAACAGAAUUUUUGUUUUGUAAGUCACAGUGAUUCUAAUAAAGCAAAUUGGAGAACAACAGAAA
Messenger RNA from Homarus americanus (American lobster), 1086 nucleotides. RefSeq lists its product as uncharacterized. NCBI's taxonomy places the organism in Eukaryota, Metazoa, Arthropoda, Malacostraca, Decapoda, Nephropidae. Bases 163 to 522 code for a protein of 119 amino acids. The transcript has 4 exons. Gene Ontology annotation, molecular function: protein binding. The record is from RefSeq and is a predicted model, not a curated record.